Trichoderma asperellum CBS 433.97 is the source of this 864-nucleotide messenger RNA. The record is from RefSeq and is a predicted model, not a curated record. Lineage: Eukaryota; Fungi; Ascomycota; Sordariomycetes; Hypocreales; Hypocreaceae.
AAGAGUCUUCUUCAAGGCACUGGGACGAAUCGCUGCUAAAAUUUACAACCCCAACUUUUUUUUAUUUUGUUCUUAAUUGGUGGUUGCCCAACAUCUUUAACUGUCUGUUGACCUGACUUAACCCCCGAGAAUAACUAACGACGAAGAAUAAUAUGUACCGAGAUAGCGGUUCAUGAAGGAGGAACAAGCCAAACUGCGAGGAGCGAACCUAACACCGACAUAUUACUUGAGCUUUAUUUAAACUUAGAUUUCACUAAAUACCCUUGUCAUGACGCGUAAGAAAGCGAAAUCCAACAAAAAGUGGGCUAUGUACCCAUCUUUACACGAUGAAGUGUCUCUUCUCCUUGAAGAAGAUGAUUUACAUCUUGAUUUCUGCAAAAUUGACGAUGCGGAAACUUGUAUUAGGGAAUACGACACGAACAUUAUGGGUCGAUUUAUAUGCCACAAUGAUAAAUGCGGUUCGAAUGGAUGGUCAAGCAAUAUGGUUGCCAUCACUAUACGGAUGUAUCCAAAUGAUCGAUACAAUGCAAGGGUCUAUUACCAACGCUGUAAAGGCUGCAAUCGCCUUAGCAAACCACUUUUGAAUAAUACAUAUGCAGAAAGAAUUGCGUAUCGUAUUAAGAAAUGGUAUGGUAUACAACUGGAGACGCCAUACUACUCAGAACAGAGUAAUGGUCCACACCAGAGCUCUUUAUGUGAAGGAUGCAAGGAUGGUCAUUGCAGCGAAUUGAAAAAAACGUUUGUGUAAUGAUGAUAUGGGUACUGUAUCAAUGGGACUUGAGAACCACACUUUUAUCUGUCUGCCUUUGAGCAAUUCUCAAGUCAGGCUAAUUAUAUAGCAAUCAACCCAUUUUAUCUUUGGAC